Messenger RNA from Spinacia oleracea (spinach), 1234 nucleotides. RefSeq lists its product as uncharacterized. The transcript is spliced from 6 exons. The record is from RefSeq and is a predicted model, not a curated record. NCBI's taxonomy places the organism in Eukaryota, Viridiplantae, Streptophyta, Magnoliopsida, Caryophyllales, Amaranthaceae. Bases 1 to 1119 code for a protein of 372 amino acids.
AUGCAUUUUGAGCUCGUCGAGGUCGCAGAGGUCCUGUUAACAGGGAGGUCUAGGUGGAGAUUUCGAGAGGGCAGGAAGAGCCGAGCUUGGAUUUGGGACAAGGGUCCGGUGCUGAGCGAGCGGCUCUCAGCCUUGGGGUUUAGAUCCUUGGACUUACUGGCAGGAGAUGGAGAGGAUGCGUCAGACCCAGAUUUUUGGGGCGCAGCCCCAGUUCAUGGCGAUCCGCAGCCUUAUCAGUACCCUUCCCCUCAGCAGGUAACUUAUCAUUCUCCCGGUACUCUUUGUAUUACGGAGCAAGAGCCUGGUACCCCUGAGACAGAGGUGGAUCGGGAUCUGGAGUGCUACAGGAGACGAAACAGGGGUAAGGAGCUUGUGAAACUCCAUUUUCAACGGCUACUUCACCUGAAAUCUCCUCUAACCAACCUAUCUUCAUCUCGAUCUCGAAAUAUAAAACCAAAAAACCCCAAAAGAGAUAGUGCGGGAUUGAAAAAACAAAACCCAGCACCAGAAAACCCCCAAAUCAAUUGGGCGGUGACGCAAAACCCAGCCAAUCAACCCUUGCAGCGCCGGCGUAAUCGCUUAUACCCUCACCGUCGACCACCGGCCUGCUCUUUCAUCUCUGUUCGUCAGCGGCCUCAGCACCCCAGCCAGCCACCAGCACGAAGCAGGGUAACUACGAAGCGUCCCCGCAACACUUGCGCGAUCCCGCGCGCUUUCCUGGCUUGUGCAGCCUUGCUCGACAACCCAGAACCUCUCGCCCUCCCUCGCAUCCUCUUAGAAGAUGGGCACAACGUGUUUGCAUUUGUUGCAGCUGAGUAUGAAACCCAUAAACAUGUACUGAAUCAGGUUAAUGUUGCAGGUGCAGGUGCUAUAGUUGGAGCUGCUAUUGCUGUUGGGACUCGUAGCAAGAAGGAGAUUGUUGGGAUGGCUGCUCUUCUUUCCAUUCUAGGAGCUGCAGCUGAUUAUUCCAGGACUGAGCUGCAGCUGCUCUUCUUUUUGUCUUUUAUUAUCAGUUUGCCCAUAUGGUUACAUGAUUGCUUUCUUGUUGAAGUGAUUAAUUUUGAUUCUAGGUUCUUGCCUAGAUCAGUUAUUCUGUUAACACUUAACACUAGAGUAUGAGUCAAGGUGAUUAUACAGUUAUGCUUGUAUCGAAUGAGUUAAGACAGCCAUAUGUGGCGGUUUGCCUGUUCCCCAAAAGAAUAUAUUGUGUCUGUUACAAGUGUUUGGUGCUACU